CGGUUUUAAAGUUCAUAAUUCAACUACUUGUAAAAACAAAUGAACCGACAAAUAAUGCAAAACAUGGUUUAAAAACACUACAAUCGACCAGAAAUCAAAGUGACCACAACAAUUUGUGCAGUCCUUCCCACAAUACCAGCACCACCGGUUUAAUUUCCUAUUAUAGCGAGUUGUUUUUAAUUAUUAAUAAGAUACAGUCAGUGAUUAACAAAAAUGAAAACAUCAACAGGUUUUUUGUGGCUGGCGGGUCUGUUUCCGAUAUUAUUUUUAGGCGUUGCGAAGAUUUCUUAUAGUUUUGGGGACAACAGUAUUUUGAAAUAUUUGGGCUUUGGUUUUCCGGAUGAACCGAUUCUCACGCAAAACAUUACCGAGCUAAUUCAGAGUUGGCCUGGCUUUAGUGCCGAAGAACAUUACCUUACCACCGAAGAUGGAUACCGAGUGCUUGUCGAAAGGGCGUACUCAAAAAUAACACAAAAGAAUCCCAUUAUUAUAGUACAUGGGAUCGCUAUGAGUGCUUUCGGUUGGGUUAAUAGAGGAAACGUAUCAUUAGCUAGAUUAUUAGGCGACCUUGGAUAUGACGUAUGGAUGUUAAAUUACAGGGGCACGUGGUAUAGUAAAGGUCAUGUCAACUUAACUACUGGUAACAAAAACUACUGGAAGUACACAAUAGAUAAUUUAGGAUUAUACGAUGUCAGAGCAGUAGUAAACUUUGUAUCGCAGGAGACGAACCGUCAAUCAAUUUAUUUAGGUUACUCCAUGGGAUCCUCUGGCUUCUAUAUUUAUUCAUCGACGUUUCCAGAAGAAGCAAAGGAGAAUGUUAAGGCUAUGAUAGGAAUCGCUCCUGUCAUUAAUUUUACCGGAGUGAAAAGUAUCGCACUGUAUACUAGUUAUGUAUGGCCCACGUUGAAAAGGUUUAUUUACACAUUUUGGAACGGAGAAAUCUUACCAGGUUAUUCUAUAUUUUUGAGACCACUGACACGUUUUUCAGGGGGCAUGUAUCUUAUUCAAUCGAUCAACAAUUUAUUGUUUGGAGACGACUACGACCAAAUGGAUCCUCUACACUAUCCGCAGUUUGCUACACAGAUGCUAGACAGCGUGGCCGUCGAAUUAUGGACUCACUAUUUACAAAUCUACGAAACGGGUGUUUUUAAAAGGUUCGAUUAUGGAGAGGAAAUGAAUUUAAAAAAAUACGGUACUCCAACACCACCCGUUUACGAUUUAUCCAAAAUACAAAUCCCUAUGGCUGUGUUCGCUAGUGAGAAUGAUUGGUUGGCAACAAUUGAGAAUGCCAAUCAAAUAUAUUCAGAAAUCCAGCCGUCAGUUAGAUGUGGAUUUCACGUCAUACCUCAUAAGAAAUGGAACCAUAUCGACUUCCUAAUAGCCAAAGACAAUCCCAAAUAUUUUUAUAAAUAUUUAUUUAAAAAGGUUAAUGACUUGGGCGAUGGAAAAUGUGAGUCCUGAGGAAUUUUUUAUAGACUUUUAUGUAAAUAGUGUGCGAGAGAAUGUGAGUGGUGAUUCGUAAUCGUAACAAAGGUCCCGGUCGGUUACAUCUUUUAUCCGAUACUUAAAAGUGACUGUUAUUCUAGAAAUAUAUGUAUAGAACUAUAUCCUAACUUAAUUUAUAAAAUAAAUCGGUGUGUUUAUAGAUGAAAAUGUGUAAAUACCAUGUUAACAAAUGUUAAUAUCACUUAAUGUGUCUAAUAUGCCCCUGGUACUGAUAGUACUAAAACGUUUUAGAAAAGAUAUACGUUAUAUAAAUAAAAGUUCUUAAGACCUAAUAAAGGAUUAAUUUAUUGUAAUAGCCUAGGAUCUUAGUGAAAAAACACCCUUUUUUUAAAGAUUUAAACAAUAUUGUUUAUUUUUAAAAAUAAAAAUGCAAAAUGUUG
Molecule: messenger RNA, 1886 nt
Organism: Diabrotica balteata
Lineage: Eukaryota; Metazoa; Arthropoda; Insecta; Coleoptera; Chrysomelidae
Source: the annotation of a GenBank genome assembly